CAAAUACCUACAGCCCCAUUAAACAAACAGGGAGAGUGUUGAUGAGAUUAGAAACGUGCAGCGAAUUUCUUUCCUCCCCAAGACUUAGAUUGUACUUGGAUAGUGUCUGCAUUAUAGACACGAUGAGCUGCAGCAGUGUCACAGGUUCAGAAUUCUCAGAGGAAGAGCUCGAGAUUGGCGUGCUGGGACAAGGUGACAGCGAUGGAAGCGGUAAACCAACUUUUGAAGACAGCCUCAUUGACACUGAGGAAAGCCAGAACAAGAAACGCAACAGACCCGUCCGUUCAAAGGCUCGGAGAAUGGCUGCUAAUGUGCGUGAGCGAAAGCGUAUAAUGGACUACAACCAAGCCUUCAAUGCUCUUCGUCUUGCACUGAAUCAUGACUUAAAUGGCAAACGGCUAUCUAAGAUCGCUACACUGCAGAGGGCAAUUAACCGCAUCUCCUCCCUCUCUGUUUACCUGAGCUCAAAUCCUCCCAACAAGCCUUGCAGCCACCGAGAGUGCCACAGGUCUUCUGUAGGGCCAGCUGUGAUGGGAGGGUCUCGACUUGAGCAGAACAGGGUUGGUGUACCUCGGCUAGAGCAUCAAAGCUGCAUCCCUUGGCAUGCAUCUGCCUCCCAGCAGAUGGAGCAGCAAAAAGGAUCUCACCUGCGCAGGCUGUCUGCAGAUUCCCAUGUCUACAUGGAUAGCACCAUGAAAUCUUGUCCACUGUCACCUCACUACUCUUGCUAUCCAGCCGAGAGACAUUUUUAUGCCUCUCAUGGACAAUGCAGUGGACAUGACAAUCUGUCUAGUCCAUUGAGAUACCUUCCGAUGGGUGAUGGGUUGGAGUAUCAGUCGGAUAUAUGGAACUCAUGCCCUCAAGGAUACAUGGACAGUUUCAUAGAGCCACCUCCUACUCUAGGACGUUCAUGGCAGGUGAGCUACGUGCAGGAACCAGAGCACAGUUUCUCUGUCUGUGCAGACAUACUUUAACGGGCUAAAGAUCCAUCGUAAGCCACCAGAACUGAACUGCAACAACAGAUUCGCACAGCUGGAACUACAUUAAUGCACAACCUGCUAACUGAACAAUUUAGACUUCAUAAGAAAUACAUGUGAUCCUGCAUUUCUAAAAUUGUGUAAUACACAGAUAAAUGACAUUUUCCACUUUAAUAUAAAUCAGUUUAU
Messenger RNA from Cyprinodon variegatus (sheepshead minnow), 1166 nucleotides. It is a transcript of the gene bhlha9, whose product is annotated as basic helix-loop-helix family member a9. Lineage: Eukaryota; Metazoa; Chordata; Actinopteri; Cyprinodontiformes; Cyprinodontidae. Gene Ontology annotation, molecular function: DNA-binding transcription factor activity, RNA polymerase II-specific; RNA polymerase II transcription regulatory region sequence-specific DNA binding; protein dimerization activity. The coding region runs from base 42 to 974 and encodes 310 amino acids. The record is from RefSeq and is a predicted model, not a curated record. The transcript has a single exon. Gene Ontology annotation, biological process: regulation of transcription by RNA polymerase II; developmental process.